Messenger RNA from Drosophila innubila, 741 nucleotides. Its product is annotated as heat shock protein 22. Gene Ontology annotation, biological process: protein refolding; response to heat. The record is from RefSeq and is a predicted model, not a curated record. Gene Ontology annotation, molecular function: protein folding chaperone. Lineage: Eukaryota; Metazoa; Arthropoda; Insecta; Diptera; Drosophilidae. The transcript has a single exon. The coding region runs from base 92 to 619 and encodes 175 amino acids.
AUUCAAAACAGUAAAUCAAAGCAAACGGAGCUCUUUUGUAAGAGGCAAACAAAUAAAAGGGAAUUUCAUCAAACACCUGAGAGAUUUCAAAAUGCGUUCGAUGCCCAUGUUUCUGCGUAUGGCCGAGGAGCUGUCGAGAUUUCCACGAAUGUCGCCGUUCCAGACCUUCUUCCACGAGCCGCUGAUGUGGUCUGGCAUAGCGGUGCCUCGCAACUGGAAGCAGAUUGCCCGCUGGCAGGAACAGGAGUUUGCUCCGGCGGCUACAGUGGGCAAGCAGGGCUACCAGGUGAGCCUGGACGUCAGCGUAUACAAGCCCAAUGAGCUGACGGUCAAGACAGUGGACAACAGCGUCAUCAUUGAGGGCAAAUCGGAGCAGCAUGAGGAUGAGCAGGGCAGCUUCACUUCCCGUCACUUUCUGCGUCGCUUCGUUCUCCCCCAGGGCUAUGAAUCCGACAAGGUUACCUCCACUUUAACCAGCGACGGAGUGCUGACCAUCAGUGUGCCCAAUCCACCGGAAGUGGAGGAGGCAUUGAAGGAACGCCUGGUGCCCAUUCAACAGACAGGUCCGGCGGAGAACAAUGUCAAGCUGCAUCCCGUACAGGAGGAGCCAGAGAAGUGAAUGCUUCAUUAUCCGCCUUCUACUUUCACUAGGUAUUAUAGUUUGUUAACAUUACAGUAGCCACAACACAAAAUUAAGAGUAUGUCAGCAAUAAAUAAAUAAACAUAAACAAUUGCAAAGUA